Molecule: messenger RNA, 1795 nt
Organism: Otolemur garnettii (small-eared galago)
Lineage: Eukaryota; Metazoa; Chordata; Mammalia; Primates; Galagidae
Gene: ARB2A
Product: family with sequence similarity 172 member A
Exons: 11
Coding region: 180-1430 (416 amino acids)
Biological process (GO): regulatory ncRNA-mediated heterochromatin formation
Cellular component (GO): nucleus
Molecular function (GO): siRNA binding
Source: RefSeq, a predicted model, not a curated record
AGUCGGCUGCAGACCCCGGAAGUGCAACUCGAACUUGGUCGGGGCGCGGAUCCCGAGAGGGAAAGUCAUAACAACCGCACGAGGGAGUUCGGCUGGCGAGCUGGAAGGCCACGCCUCCUCCCGCCUACCCCCUCAGCCCUGCGGCUGGGGGCAGAGCUCAGACUGUCUUCUGAAGAUUGAUGUCUAUUUCCUUGAGCUCUUUAAUUUUGUUGCCAAUUUGGAUAAACAUGGCACAAAUCCAGCAGGGAGGUCCAGAUGAAAAAGAAAAGACUACAGCACUGAAAGAUUUAUUAUCGAGGAUAGAUUUGGAUGAACUAAUGAAAAAAGAUGAACCACCUCUUGAUUUUCCUGAUACCCUGGAAGGAUUUGAAUAUGCUUUUAAUGAAAAGGGGCAGUUAAGACACAUAAACACUGGGGAGCCAUUUGUUUUUAACUAUCGAGACGACUUGCACAGAUGGAACCAGAGAAGAUACGAGGCUCUUGGAGAGAUCAUCACAAAGUAUGUAUAUGAGCUCCUGGAGAAGGACUGUAAUUUGAAAAAAGUCUCUAUUCCAGUAGAUGCCACUGAGCAUGAACCAAAGAGUUUUAUCUUUAUGAGUGAGGAUGCUUUGACAAAUCCACAGAAACUGAUGGUUUUAAUUCACGGUAGUGGUGUUGUCAGGGCAGGUCAGUGGGCUAGAAGGCUUAUUAUAAAUGAAGAUCUGGACAGUGGCACACAGAUACCUUUUAUUAAAAGAGCUAUGAAUGAAGGCUAUGGAGUCAUAGUACUGAAUCCUAAUGAAAACUAUAUUGAAGUGGAAAAGCCAAAGACACAUGUGCAGUCAUCUUCUGAUAGUUCAGAUGAACCAUCAGAAAAACGAGAAAGAAAAGAUAAAGUUUCUAAAGAAACAAAGAAGCGACGCGAUUUCUAUGAAAAGUACCGUAACCCCCAAAGAGAGAAAGAAAUGAUGCAGUUGUAUAUCAGAGAAAAUGGUUCUCCUGAAGAACAUGCAGUCUAUGUUUGGGACCAUUUUAUAGCCCAGUCUGCAGCUGAGAAUGUAUUUUUUGUUGCUCACAGCUAUGGAGGACUUGCUUUUGUUGAACUGAUGAUUCAACGAGAAGCAGAUGUAAAAAGUAAGGUAACUGCUGUGGCCUUGACAGACUCCGUUCACAACGUGUGGCAUCAAGAAGCUGGCAAGACGAUUCGAGAGUGGAUGAGAGAGAACUGUUGCAAUUGGGUCUCCAGCUCAGAACCAUUGGACACAUCGGUGGAGUCCAUGCUCCCUGACUGCCCCCGGGUCUCAGCAGGCACCGAGCGUCACGAGCUAACUUCCUGGAAGAGCUUCCCGUCUAUUUUCAAAUUCUUUACCGAAGCCUCAGAGGCCAAGACCAGUUCCCUGAAGCCGAGUCUGACGCGACGCUCCCACCGCCUAAAGCACGAAGAGCUGUAAGGAGGGCGGGCGGGGGCGCCGGGCCGCGCCCUGCCGGCGUCCGCGCCUCCCCGCCGCUCGGCGAGCAGACUCCCGGCCCUCAUUAGAUUGUUUUCUUCCUAGAGCACAGGGUCGGGAUAUAUACAUCUAAAUAGCGUUUUGCAUUAUUUCUAGAUGAGUGCAACUGUCAAAGCAAUAUGGGUUCACUGGUCGCGCUUCCUGCGGGCUGCGCUCGGCCCGGCUGCCCGUCAGCGCGCAGAUUAAGGCUGACAGCGCCCUGCCCGGCGCGGCUCGCGCGGCUCUAAUUGCUCGGACGGAGCCCGCGCUGGCGCGGAGGGGCGCGCGGUGUCCGCGCGGUCCUGCCGCCCGCCGUGACGCAGCGCCGC